CUUUUGCCCUGCGUGAAGGGGAAAACGAGCUGUUUUUUGUAUUAAGAUUACGACAGAAAUCAAUGCGAAGGAAUACUAUUGGUCGGAUCUAACAGAAUGACUAAGUGAUGCCAAUUUGUGUUGGAAAAAAAACUAAUCGACAACAGGUGACUGGGUGUGAUCUAACUCUUUGGUCUAACUAUUCGUUCAUCCAAGCAUGAGAACGUGGAUAACGUGGAAGCUAGCGUGUCUUCGGUGGAAUAGUAUGGCAGCGGUUGAAAUACGAGGAUUACGAAGAUGGCUGCGAGUGUUUAAAAAUAGUCGUGUCCUACCUGAAAACUUUUUGGCAAAGACAGGCUGCACGAGUUUUUGAACUAAAUUAGUAAUCGGAGGUACACAACGUUCGCUUACGGAAUAAUAUGGCUUCGAAAUUAACCGCAUCUCAGGCGUUGGGCACAGAUGGUACUGAUUUUUUACACAGACAACGAAUCGCCGCACAGUAUCAAUUCAGCGCCAUGAAUAAGUCCAGAUUGAAGUAUUGUAUAUUUUUCCACUAUUUACUAUUUUUUGUAAUGUUGGCGAAAUUAUCCGCUGACAUACUUGAUCACUUGGAUAUAUUUGUGUUGGAAAUUGAAGAGCUACAAAUACCACAGCCGCUCUGGUGGGAAUACAUAUGGUGCGGAAGCUUAUUACUUUCAUUUUUAGCUUUAUCUGCAAUACGCUACAAUAGAAUUAAGACAAUACAGAGGUAUAUGUUUGGAAUUGUGGUACUUGGUUAUGGUCCACUCAUCUAUGGUGUAGUAUACUAUUUCAAAGAUGUCUGGACUUAUUUGACUACAAACGACAAAGAAAAUAUACAAAUUUGGCAGGGAAUGCCAUAUGGGUUACUGUGGUAUGCAUUUCUGCUUCUUGCCUCUCAAGUACAUUUCUUUUCGUUAUACUUCUCCUGGAAUCUCCAGUCAGCUUGGAAAGCUCGUGGAUCGAAAAAAACUGAGUAAAGAUAUGUUCAAGGAGUUCCAGUGAGAACGAAAAAAAGGAGAGUGAAAGAUUCGGCAAAGGGAAGAGUGGCGAAGAGAAAAAGAAGACAAUUAUAUCAGAAUUAUACAUAUGCAUGUACAUAAUUACAAAGAGUUUUCUUUUUUUCCGACCAUACAGAUUCAAACUGAAUGUUCAUACAUAAAUACAUAAAUUGGAAAUAUUCAGUUACGGAUAUUAAAUUAUUUUAUUUAAGGUCCUGCUGCGGAAAUACAAUAUGUUUCGUAUUUUCUCA
Molecule: messenger RNA, 1249 nt
Organism: Neodiprion fabricii
Lineage: Eukaryota; Metazoa; Arthropoda; Insecta; Hymenoptera; Diprionidae
Gene: jagn
Product: protein jagunal
Exons: 4
Coding region: 399-977 (192 amino acids)
Biological process (GO): endoplasmic reticulum organization; vesicle-mediated transport
Cellular component (GO): endoplasmic reticulum membrane
Source: RefSeq, a predicted model, not a curated record